AUGAAGAGCUCUCUUCUUUUGGGUCAAGCCUUGCUGGCUUACAUGACCUCGGCACAACAAGUAUACAUACCAGCAGAAGGGCCAACACCACGACCCCAAUGCAAACACUCCAAGACAAAGGAGCCUCAUUAUUCUUAUAAGCCCUUCAGCUUUACUCUAACGGAAACUGUCCGCCAUGCCACCUCGGUGCCUGCUCCAACUGCCACCACAACAUAUGCUCCUCCGCCUGAGUCUGUAUCGACAUUAGUCCCAUCUCUAUCCUACACGACAUGGGGCAAAUGGGAUCGCAAUGCCACGAGCAAAGCAAACGACACAAAUGAUCCAUAUGGCCAGGCUGCUUGGACGGCCCUUUGGCAACAUGCCAAUCCACCCAACUUUACCGAAAAAGCUGUAUACAGUACCACUGUGUCUCCAACACCAGUUCCCACCAGUGACUUGGUGCUCCCUCCCAGAGACUACUUUGGGCCUACCGACUGUUACAAUUUCCCAGCCAACUUUUCCUUUGGCGUUGCCAGUUCGGCCUCUCAGAUUGAGGGAGCUACUGCUGAAGAAGGCAAAUCCCCUUCUCUCAUGGACAUUCUGGUUCAGGACUCUCGGCCAAAAUCCUACACCACAAAUGAGCACUACUACCUUUACAAGCAGGACAUUGAGCGUGUUGCAGCAAUGGGCGCCAAGUACUUUUCCUUCAGUCUCGCAUGGACUCGUAUCCUACCGUUCGCUCUGCCUGGAACCCCUGUGAACAAAGAGGGCAUUGAUCACUACAACGACGUCAUCAACUUCAUUCUGGAAAAGGGCAUGAUCCCCGUCGUCACUCUGCUACACUUUGAUACGCCGCUCCAAUUCUACGGUAGUAACCUUACCACGGCUGCGGACAAACCCGAGAUUGGAUAUGUCAACGGUGCUUAUCAAAACGAGACCUUCCCAGACGCCUUUGUUCACUACGCCAAGGUUGCCAUGACCCAUUACGCCGACAGGGUGCCCAUCUGGUUCACGUUCAACGAGCCCCUGCUCUACUCAUACAAUGCCAAGUCUAUCGACCACGUUAUCAAGUCCCACGCCCGCGUCUACCACUUCUACAAGGAGGAGCUGAAGGGCACAGGACGCAUCUCCCUUAAGUUCAACAACAACUUUGGCGUGCCGCGAGAUCCAAAGAGCAAGGCUGACGUAUCUGCCACUAACCACUUCAAUUCAAUCCAACUUGGCCCUUUCUGCGAUCCCAUCUACCUGGGCAAGGAUUACCCCGAAUCCUUCAAGAAGACCUUCCCCGACUACGUCAAGCUAAGCAAAAAAGAUCUGGAGUACAUUGGAGGCACUGCCGACUUCCUCGGCAUCGAUCCAUACACCGCAACCGUGGUGUCGCCCCCGGUGGCAAACGACGCCAACAGCGUGCUAGACUGUGCGACCAACUCGUCAUCCACCUUCAGGCCAUACUGCGUGAAUCAGACGUCCGUCAACGUCUACGGCUGGGACAUUGGCUAUCGCUCACAGUCAUACGUGUACAUUACCCCUACAUACCUGCGAAGCUACCUCAACUACCUAUACAAUACGUGGAAGACGCCCGUUGCCAUUACGGAAUUCGGAUUCCCCGUUUUUGCAGAGUCAGAGAAGGGCCUCUCUGAUCAGCUGUUUGACUCGCCUCGAAGUGUCUACUACUUGAGCUACAUGUCGGAGGUUCUCAAGGCCAUUUGGGAGGAUGGCGUUGAAGUGGUUGGUGCGUAUGCUUGGUCUUUUGCUGAUAAUUGGGAGUUUGGCGACUAUGAUGCCCAGUUUGGGUUACAGGUCGUGAAUCGUACGACGCAGACGAGGUAUUUUAAGAAGAGCUUUUUUUGA
Molecule: messenger RNA, 1830 nt
Organism: Pochonia chlamydosporia 170
Lineage: Eukaryota; Fungi; Ascomycota; Sordariomycetes; Hypocreales; Clavicipitaceae
Product: glycoside hydrolase
Exons: 1
Coding region: 1-1830 (609 amino acids)
Biological process (GO): carbohydrate metabolic process
Molecular function (GO): beta-glucosidase activity
Source: RefSeq, a predicted model, not a curated record